CUUCCCAUAUAGUCAGUGCUCUCGACCUAAUCCUCCAUCUCUCUUUCUCUCCUCUCUCUCUCUCUUUCUCUCUCCAACCCAUAAGCGAGAAGGCGCAGAGAGUCUAUCGGGACUUGCCCCACCUUUGAUCCCUAAGCAUCUUGGUUUAUGAGCUCGAAGGAGAAACCCACUCUCGGUGGCACGCGGAUUAAGACCCGCAAACGGAAUAUUGCUGCUCCUCUGGACCCUGCAGCAUUUGCUGAUGCAGUGGUCCAGAUAUAUCUGGAUAAUGCUGGUGAUCUGGAACUUGUUGCUAAGUCCAUUGAAUCCUCAGAUCUCAACUUCUCAAGAUACGGUGACACUUUCUUUGAGGUUAUCUUCACAGGAGGGCGUACACAACCUGGCACUACCAAGCCUGAUGAGGGGGAGCGCCACCCUUACUCUAUAUUAGAGGGUGAGCCAAAGCGUGAAGUAAUUCUACCAUAUGUAAUCUAUAUACAGAAGAUCCUAAGGAGGAGGCCAUUUCUCAUCAAGAAUCUCGAAAAUGUCAUGCGAAAGUUCCUUCAGUCGCUGGAACUUUUCGAGGAAAAUGAGAGGAAGAAGCUGGCAAUCUUUACGGCGCUUGCAUUCUCCCAAAAACUCUCUGGGCUCCCUCCAGAGACUGUGCUCCAGCCGCUGCUCAAAGACAAUCUUGUGGCAAAAGGGCUAGUCCUCUCCUUCAUCACAGAUUUCUUCAAGGAAUAUCUGAUUGAUAACAGCCUUGAUGAUCUGAUUUCUAUUCUCAAGCGUGGAAAAGUGGAAGACAAUCUUCUGGACUUUUUCCCAACUGCGAAGCGAUCUGCUGAAGGUUUCUCUGAGCAUUUCACCAAGGAAGGGCUUCUACCUCUGGUUGAAUACAAUGAAAAGAAAAUGUUUGAGGUGAAGCUGAAGGAAACCAAAUCUGCAUUGACCUCUCUGAUAGCAGAGGAAGCAGAUGUUUCUGAAGUCAUUGAGACUGUGAAGCAGCGAGUGAGGGAUGCCAAGUUUCCUGAGAUUGAGGUCGUGCGGAUGCUUUGGGAUGUUAUCAUGGAUGCUGUUCAGUGGUCAGGGAAGAAUCAACAGCAGAAUGCUAAUUCGGCUCUUCGUCAGGUAAAGACGUGGGCAAAACUUCUCAAUACUUUCUGUACUAAUGGGAAGCUCGAGCUGGAGCUGAUGUACAAGAUACAGAUUCAAUGCUAUGAGGAUACCAAGCUGAUGAAGCUGUUCCCUGAGAUCGUGAGAUCUCUAUAUGACCUGGAUGUGCUCGUAGAGGACACCAUCCUUCACUGGUUUCGCAAAGGAACCAACCCUAAGGGCAGGCAAAUUUUUGUGAAGGCCCUGGAGCCAUUUGUGAAUUGGCUUGAAGAAGCAGAAGAGGAAGAUUAGGUGUAGCUGAUGAUGCUCUAACCGAUCCUCUCUGCCUUUUCGCUUGGUUUGUGUCGUUGAAGUUGCAUGUGUUUUGCUUACUUUACCAUCUAGAGAGUAUGCGUGCUGGCUUGGCUUGUGAUAAUGAUGAUAAUGAUUUCGCCUCUUGGAACAAAUAAUUUCACUCUGCGGUGUUUAAAUUUCUAGUUCUUGACUUUGGUGAUUGAUUCCACUGGAAAAGUUUGGCUCGUUUGAAUCGGGAAUGACCAGCACUAGAAAGUCGAUCCCA
Punica granatum (pomegranate) is the source of this 1651-nucleotide messenger RNA. NCBI's taxonomy places the organism in Eukaryota, Viridiplantae, Streptophyta, Magnoliopsida, Myrtales, Lythraceae. The record is from RefSeq and is a predicted model, not a curated record.